This is a messenger RNA of Cooperia oncophora, 510 nucleotides long. The record is from the annotation of a GenBank genome assembly. NCBI's taxonomy places the organism in Eukaryota, Metazoa, Nematoda, Chromadorea, Rhabditida, Trichostrongylidae.
UUUGUCGAACGGAAGUUAAUCGGAAAUUUCGACUCUGCGGAUUUCACAGAAGCCUGGAAACAAAAGUUCAGCCAUGCGCCAACAUGGUGCGAUGCCGACAUGUCUCUACAACAAAUCAAAAGGGGAGCUGCACGAGGUAAUCGAAUUGCUCUGUAUGCGAGAAGUUUCUUCCAAUAUUAUCUUUUUCAAAUCGGGUGCUUCGUUCAGAAGUGGGCCUGGUCAACUGUUCUUGUUUCAAUAGUUUUGUAUACCAUGUGUUGUUACGGCCUGAAAGAUGUUGUUAUAGAGACUGAUAUAGUUAAGCUCUGGGUUCAACAAGGUGGACGGUUGAACGAAGAGAUGACUUUUCUUGAUAAAGUGCGAGCUGAAGCAAAUCGGAUAUCCAAACGUGAAACUGGAGAUGGACAACCGAACGAGGCAGAACGGCGUGGACCAGAUCUUCCACGUGAAAAUGGUCUUGGCGGUGGUUUUCAGGUGAUUUUUUGCAUUUCUGGAAGCUUUUUAAGGUAG